Parastagonospora nodorum SN15 is the source of this 1710-nucleotide messenger RNA. RefSeq lists its product as hypothetical. The record is from RefSeq and is a predicted model, not a curated record. NCBI's taxonomy places the organism in Eukaryota, Fungi, Ascomycota, Dothideomycetes, Pleosporales, Phaeosphaeriaceae. The coding region runs from base 1 to 1710 and encodes 569 amino acids. The transcript has 4 exons.
AUGUUCGCCUCGUAUUCGUCCAAAGCUCAGCGAAUGGAACCAAGGAAGAUGAGAAGAACCAACGUAAACGCGUACAGAAACCGCAUUUCGCAACGAUGCGCCCGCGAGAAGAAGUUGACCCAGAAUCGCAAUGUAGCCAACUUCAUGGAUCUGGUCAAAAAGGCGCAAGCCGGUGGUCAUGAGAAUAAUACCGUCCUUGUAAAUGCCUACGCAGAGUUGAUGCAGGAGAAUGACCAACUGAACGAGGCGCUUCUUCGCAUGCGCAAGAAGCUUCUGAGCAUUAGCAACAGUUCAGAAGCGGCAGCGGAUGACCCUAUUUUUGAAAAACUCCUAAAGCCCAGGGGCGAUCAGCGCCGUCAGUCCGUAGACCCUUCCGAUCCGUCGCGACCUGAGCCGGACACUGUGGUGCAACGGGAUGCUGAAACGACGGAAUCAAGAUCACCUUCAUCAUCACCAGGUAAUAAUCGCAGUCAGGAAUUACACCCUACAGCGGCACCCGUCAUUGAACUGAGCGGCUCAGUUGAACCUGAUCCCUUGUUCGAUGACUUGGGUUUAUCGAAUUACGCCGUGUAUAAUUCGUUGCCGGAGCGCGAGAUUAUCGAGAUCGGGCACAGGGAGGAUGAAUCCCUUGAGAGUUUCGCUCAGAAAAUCGAUUACAGCUUCCUGGACUCAUUCACAAUGCCAACGCCUUCUAAUUUCCCCGAGGGCCCCACUCGAAGCCGGUCGUUCCUCAAGACUCUCAGUCCGGGCCAAACAGUCCUUGCGUCUCCAGAUUCGGUCUUUGAUUCUUUCGGGAGACUGUCGUAUGUUCGUUUCAUGGAUGCGCUCGAGAGGGCCUCCGUAAUCUAUCUGUGCUCGGAGUCGAACAUUCAAACCGAUUUUACCAAGCUACAUGAACCAGCGACGCUGGUAGACCUGAAGCUCAGGUGCAUGAGCAUUGCGAGUAGUAAGAUGGUACAUGAUCUGGCUACUGUGGCCGUACGCGUUGCAAUAAAGCACAGUGGCCUCGGUGAUUAUGUUCAUGGGGUGGGGGGUGCAUCCACCAUGGAAGCAAUAAUGCAAUGGCGCCUUGCCCCAACUGAGGAUAACGUCGAAAAGAUUCCUGAGCCGUUUCGGCCAACUCCACUACAACGAAAUCUCGCCCAUUCCUCCGUCAUCGACAUGCUAAAUUGGGCCCAUUUACGGGAUCGCCUGAUCUUGCUCUCGAAUCAAGACCGAACUCUCGAUAUUGACCAAGCCGUUCGUGAUAUAUUGCUUCACACUGUCUUCGAAGUCCCUCAUCUCAAUCUUUCCUUGAGCACUCUUGAUGCUUACUACAACACUAUUGGUCGUCAGCAGGGCUUGCCGCCCCUGUCACAACACGAUAUACUGCGAAAAAUUGAAGGAGUGGCGUCUAUCAUUCCUGAGACAGGUUGCAACCACACGGCGCAAUAUUGGUUCGAGAUUGUGCGCGAAAUGUCGACAACAAUGCAAGACUUGGAUGUGCAACAGACGCCAAGAUACCAGCUUGCUGAGAGUCACUUUGCACAGAAGUUGGGCGUCACGCGACUCUCUGGAUGGAAAUUGAGUCGGAAAUGGUGGGAAGACUAUGCAUACCUAGCUACGCAACAUGGUCAGUGUGAUGCCGAUGCGAAUCUACCGGUCGACAUUGACUCAGUGCGCACAGAACUUAGCACAAAGUAUCCGACUGCUGCAGCUAUUGACAUGUAG